Molecule: messenger RNA, 2745 nt
Organism: Doryrhamphus excisus (bluestripe pipefish)
Lineage: Eukaryota; Metazoa; Chordata; Actinopteri; Syngnathiformes; Syngnathidae
Source: RefSeq, a predicted model, not a curated record
AACUCAUUAAAAGUAGACGGUGCGCGCCUAGCUACAAAAAAACGACGGUUGCUUUCAGUUAGAGCGAUAAGGGGCAGGGGAAACCGAUAGUAGCAGGAAAAGGAGGUUAGUAGCAUGAAGGGCGUGGCGGGAUGUCGGUUUGCUGGAGGAAUCGCGUUCAUUUCUGUGCCACGCUAAGCAAAGUAAGCAUGGCGUGACGCCAUUAUGCUAAUGUCAAAGGAUGCUGUGUGGAUGCUAUCCAGCGCCCCGCGAUGGUGAAAGCGAGGGGUAUACGAAUAACGAAGCAAGUCGUCUGGCAUACGUCUGAGGGACAGAGAGUUACUCGAAAAAAGGCAGAAACAUACCGGUGUGUCAUCAAACAGGAAGUCGCACAUGAGAAGCUGGCGUCUUCAAGCCCGGGCUGCACCCUCAGCCGCCUACUUCCUUGACACCGCUCAUAACGGACCAGCAGGCGCACCGGCAGCCCCCUUCUCUGCUGACUCAGUGCCUUAGCAAGCAGCAGUCCUCCCAUCCCUGGAAAAGAGCAUCCAGCGCGUCGGCUCUCGUCCGCUCAGCACCGCAGAAAUGGCCAAGACCGCAAUUGCUUACAAGGAGAAGAUGAAGGAAAUUUCCGUCUUCUCGCUCAUCUGCUCCUGUCUGUACCCCGACAUCCGCAAGAACACCCUGGGCGACUUUGAAGACCUGGACAUCAAGCCCAUCAACAAGCGGGCCUCGGGCCAGGCCUUCGAGGUCAUCCUCAAGCCGUCCUCGCCUGUGUCCGACGGCACCUACUGCAUCACCAGCCCCCCCAAGAGGGACAUUUCCCUGGAGGACAUCCAGAAGAAGCUGGAGGCAGCGGAGGACCGCAGGAGAUCCCAGGAGGCGCAGGUGCUCCGCACCCUGGCCGAGAAGCGCGAGCACGAGCGCGACGUUCUGAUGAAGGCCAUGGAGGAGAACAGCAACUUCAGCCGCAUGGCCGAGGAGAAGCUCCAGCUGAAGAUGGAGCAGAUCGAGGAGAACCGGCAGGCCUACCUGAGCGCCCUCAUGGAGCGCCUGCAGGAGAGGGAGAGGCACGCUCAGGAGGUGCGCAGGAACAAGGAAUUGAAAGAAGAGGUGACAGCGUGAGGAGCCCACCACCACCAUCAUCAUCAUCAUCACCACCACCACCACCAUCACUCCACCCCGCCCCGAGGUUCUUGGCGGCCGCUUCCAACCCCACCAGUCCCUCCCCCUUGCCAUACUCACCCCUCCCCUCUCAUGUUACUACUCUGAAGGUACCACACAGCGCCAUGGCGGUGGGGGGUGUGUUUGGGGGUGGAUUUUGAAAAAUGCAGAAGAAACCUAAAUCUCCCACCUUACUCUUCUCAAGCAGAAUGAAUCGGAACACAACAGCGGUUUUGUAAAUACUUCUUUUUUUGUUACAAGACGAGCAGCAAAAGUAUUGAUUGCAGUGUGACUUUGUUUAGAAAUCAUCCCCCUGACAUAUCAAUGGAUGUGGUUGCAUUCUUUCACCUUCUUUUCUCUCGUUUAGGUUGUUUUUGUGGUGCGGUAGCAAGCUUAGGUGUUUGUCGUGAGUUUGCCAGCUAGCUCAUGUUUGCUGUGACUGUUUGCAAGGCCCUCCAUCUGACCCCCAAACCCUCCUUUUUGUCCCCUUGCUCACAUAUUCCACCGCAAAUCAUCAUCAUGGCCAGUCUGGACACUGAAAUAGAUUUGUUUUUCUCCCCUCUAAAUAGUGUUCAUGUGUGAGUUUCUGGUGGAUGAGACAGCAUUUAAACCUCUCCCCUCAUCAUUCCUGCUGUAUAGAAACCAACUUAGCACCCUAUAGAACAACACUCCGUCUCACAGUACAGACAAACUCAAGUUGUCAAAGCAACCAAUCAGGGUAGCAAGCGGUGACUUACCCAACGCGUCUUCGCUUUAGCAUGUUAGCCGUUAGCAUGUCACGAUCCUGGCUCAAACAAGAGCAUGUUUUUCACGUGUAAAUGAGAAUAAUUCUCUCGCAGCGUCCUCUUACGGUGCACUCGGUCGUCCCCCGGUGUACCGUAGCCCGCUGUGUUGCCAAUGGAAUCGUCAAAGUUAUCCACGCUCGUUUCACGCGCUGCGUCUCGGUCCAUUCUUCCUGUUUACGCUCUCCCGCUGACCAAUUGGAGAAGCGAGCGACGUCACGUGGCAAUAGUGACGCAUUCAAGUACCCUUCGUAUGAAUGACAACCCGCCAAAGUGGGGGGGAAACGCGAACAAAGCGACCGAUGGCGAGCAGCAAAGAUGAAAAAAAAAUGAAAGUCACGUGGUAGACAGGAUCAUAGCACAUUCUUUUGGCGCCGCUUGGAAAAUGAAUAUACAGGCACACGUCUAGCGUAGCACACACAACUAAGAUGGGAGCGUAUAGGAAGGCUGCAGGAAAACACAAAUCAUGUCACAGUGACUACAGCACACGAGGAGGAAAGUAUCGAUAAUGGAGGCUUGCAAGAACCAAGGUGGCUGUUGAAGGCUGAGGUCGAACGCCAUUGGUUGGCGGCACCUUGUUGCACAGUAGAGUGUUUAGACGUGUGCAGAUUUUAGGAAAAGGCUGUAGAUUUUUGUGCCGUGUGAUAAACGCGCUGACGUUUGACGAGUUUGUCCCAGACAACCAUUUCUCUCCGUUUCUCUUUCCUCUAUUCAUUCGUGUGUUAACCCUCUCUCCACAUACUGUAUAUCUUUGUGAGCAAGCAGUGGUUAAUAAAGAUUUGGGGUUCAAUGAAAAAAACGCCUUGCAGAGUCAUUUACU